AUGGACGGGAAGAACCGGCUCAAGUUCAAGGACUUAUACUUUGCCACCGAAGGGUUCAAGGAGAAGGGCCUUCUCGGAUCAGGCGGGUUUGGGAGCGUUUACAAAGGUGUCAUGCCCAAGACGAAGAAAGAGGUCGCCGUGAAAAGAGUCUCGAACAAAUCCCAACAAGAGUUGAAAGAGUUUGUGUCUGAGAUCGUGAGUAUUGGUCGGAUGAGUCACCGGAACUUAGUCCCUCUCGUAGGUUAUUGCCUCCGAAAAGACGAGCUUCUUCUGGUGUACGACUACAUGCCCAAUGGAAGCUUAGACAAGUAUCUGCACAGUAGUCCGGAGGUAACCCUCGACUGGAACCAGAGGAUAAAAGUCAUUAGAGGUGUGGCCUCCGCCUUAUUCUUCCUUCACGAGGACUGGGAACAAGUGGUGAUUCACCGUGACGUCAAAGCCAGCAACGUCUUGCUAGACGUAGAGCACAAUGGAAGACUCGGGGAUUUCGGUUUAGCUCGGUUGUGCGGUCAUGAAGUGGCUUGCGGUAGGCGUCCUCUCGAGGUUCAGAACUGCGAGAAUGGUGGUGAGAGGGUCUUUCUCGUGGAUUGGGUUUUGGGGUUAUGGAACGAGGGAGACAUCUUGGAUGCUAAGGAUCCCAAUCUUGGAACAGAGAUUGACGAAAGAGAGGUCGAAAUGGUUUUGAAGCUAGGUUUGCUGUGCUCUCACUCCGACCCAUAUACUAGACCAACGAUGAGACAAGUGCUACAUUAUCUAAGGGGAGAUGCAGUGCUGCCAGAUUUUUUGCCUUUGGACUUGCGUGGGAGCGGGAGGAUGAUGUUGGGAAUCCACCACGGACUUAGUGAGCUAAGCAUGUUUACCGGUGGAUCUUCAAAUGUUGAUUCUAUACUAUCCGGCGGGAGGUGA
Thlaspi arvense is the source of this 906-nucleotide messenger RNA. NCBI's taxonomy places the organism in Eukaryota, Viridiplantae, Streptophyta, Magnoliopsida, Brassicales, Brassicaceae. The record is from the annotation of a GenBank genome assembly.